Molecule: messenger RNA, 1894 nt
Organism: Lingula anatina
Lineage: Eukaryota; Metazoa; Brachiopoda; Lingulata; Lingulida; Lingulidae
Product: ATP-dependent DNA helicase DDX31
Molecular function (GO): ATP binding; RNA helicase activity; nucleic acid binding
Source: RefSeq, a predicted model, not a curated record
GUUAGAUAUGGGUUUUGAAAGAGAUGUUGCUCAGAUUGUGAACUCCCUGAAUGAGAAACAAGAAGGACACAGACAAACUGUGCUGCUCUCAGCCACACUUUCGCAAGGGGUGGAAAGACUUGCUGGCAUGAGCCUUGUCAAUCCCCAGCUCGUAGAGGUCUCCAAACCCGUCACGGACACCAAGGUGUCAAAGCCAGACAGCAUGACAGUGACACAGACGACUGAUGACAAAUUUGUGAUACCAGAACACUUGCAGCAGCACUUCAUUGUGGUUCCUAGUAAACUGAGGCUUGUCACCUUGGCAGCGUUUAUUUUACAGAAGUGCAAGUAUGCUGCAGAGAAUAACAAGAUGGUGGUCUUCAUGUCGACCCAGGAUUCCACAGAGUUCCAUCACUCUCUGCUUGUUAACACCAUUGCCAGCUUUAAGGAAGAGGAGGAGGAGGGAGAUGAGAGAGAUAUUGAGAUCUUCAAACUACACGGAGAUAUGGUACAAAAAGAAAGAACUCAGGUUUUCCAAGACUUCUCUAGUACUAGAUCCGGCGUACUUCUCUGUACAGACGUAGCAGCCAGAGGGUUGGACUUACCCAAGGUGAAGUGGAUUGUGCAGUACAAUACCCCGGGGACCCCCACUGAAUACAUCCACAGGGUGGGGCGGACGGCUAGGGCAGGGACCAGGGGGAGCUCACUUCUAUUCCUGUCUCCCUCAGAAGUGGACUAUGUCCAGGUCCUCAAUGACCACAAAAUAAGUAUGGAGGAAGUUUCCAUGAAGGAAGUGCUGCAGACAUUGAUGGUACUUAGUCAGGAGUUGGCAGAAGGAAGGAAAAGCAAGGGUCGCCAUCCACACAGCGUUGAAGAGAGUGCCACGGUGCUUCAAAACAGAUUUGAGACAUACCUGUACCAAAACAAAGAAAGAAUACAAUUAGCCAAAAAAGCUUACCAAUCUUUCUUGAGAUCAUACGCCACCUAUCCAUCCAACCUGAAGCAUAUCUUCCAUGUGAAGAAUCUCCAUCUGGGACAUGUUGCCAAGAGCUUUGGUCUGCGUGAAGCUCCAAAACAUAUCUCCCAGUUCAAAGACAACAAAUAUGCUGUAAAACUCCAGCGUAAAACUGAAAGGAGAGAACAGUUGCAUAAGGAGGCUUCCCUUCCACACAAGAGGGUCAAUAUGUCUGAAUAUGCUAGUGGCCUGGAUGUGGUAAAAACGGUCAAGAAAAGAAAAUCAAGGAACAAAAAGGCUGGAAAAAACAAGAAGAGAAAGUGAUGAGAAAUGGGAACCAGAUUGAAACCUGAGCUACAUAUAUUUAAGUUAUUUAAGAACAGGAUGUUGUUUUUCAGCCAAUUUAGUAAUGUAGCUAGUCCAAGCCAUACACAACUAUUGCCCAAAUUUAUUUCACAUUAAACUGAGACUGUUGCAGAGGACUAAAAUUCUGUCAUUAUUUUAAAAAUUUAACCAGUCAGUGACAUAUUUAUAUUUGUUUGUUGAAAAGUUUUUUUCAAAUACAAUAUUGUUAUUCUUCAUUAUCAAAUCAUACUCGCUGAAGUACCCGUUUUGCCCACAUGGAGCUAUAAUUUUUUUAUUGUGUUAAAUGUUUGUGUCCAUCUCUCCAAACACAAUCAGCAAUAUGCGCAUUGCUGUUUUUUUUUUUUCAAGAUGAUACAGUUUAAUUGAAUGUUUUGGUACAAUUUACAUUGUACUGUAUUAUUUUGUGACUAAACUAUUAUUUUAACAUCCUUUUGUUCAACCAAUAAUUUUUUCAUUGAUAUGUGGCUGACUAGACCAAGAUGGUUUUAUGAGUAACUUCUGAAUCACUUAAAAGGCCAAAAAAUGAAUUUACCUGGGGUAAACGACAAUUUUUCCAUAAUUACCAGCGGUUAAUGAAUGCAUUUCUACAUUCAA